Brenthis ino (lesser marbled fritillary) is the source of this 702-nucleotide messenger RNA. The record is from the annotation of a GenBank genome assembly. Lineage: Eukaryota; Metazoa; Arthropoda; Insecta; Lepidoptera; Nymphalidae.
AUGUCUUUAGAACAAUCUAAACAAGUGGCAGCAUAUCGAGCAGUUGAUGAAUUCGUACAAGAUAACAGCAUUAUUGGUGUAGGAAGUGGAUCUACAGUAGUAUAUGCAGUGCAACGCUUAGCAGAGCGAGUAGAAACUGAAAAUCUUAAAGUGAUUUGCAUUCCAACAUCAUUUCAAGCUAAGCAACUCAUUAUAAAGCAUAAUCUUAUACUUGGAGAACUUGAAACAUACCCUGUUAUAGAUGUCACUAUUGAUGGUGCCGAUGAAGUUGAUUCAAACAUGACUCUAAUUAAAGGGGGUGGAGGUUGUUUACUACAAGAAAAAAUUAUUGCAUCAUUCUCUAAAAAACUAAUUGUGAUUGCUGAUUAUACAAAAGACUCAAAAAAAUUAGGAGACAGAUAUAAAAAAGGAAUACCGAUUGAAGUGGUUCCUAUUGCUUAUGUACCUAUUAAAAAUAAAAUAGUUAGCAUGUUUGGGGGAGAAAUUAAAUUAAGGAAUGCUAUAGCUAAAGCUGGGCCAGUAGUGACUGAUAAUGGAAACUUUAUUAUUGACUGGAUGUUUGUUAAUCAAGAUUUAGAUUGGGAAAUGGUUAAUGCUACUAUUAAAAUGAUUCCUGGAGUAGUCGAAAUAGGAUUAUUUGUAAAAAUGUGCACCAAAGCCUAUUUUGGUCAACCCGAAGGCACAGUUAUCGAGAGAUCUGUU